Messenger RNA from Paramacrobiotus metropolitanus, 2252 nucleotides. Its product is annotated as MFS-type transporter SLC18B1-like. Gene Ontology annotation, biological process: transmembrane transport; chloride transport. Gene Ontology annotation, molecular function: voltage-gated chloride channel activity. The record is from RefSeq and is a predicted model, not a curated record. The transcript is spliced from 10 exons. Bases 820 to 2172 code for a protein of 450 amino acids. NCBI's taxonomy places the organism in Eukaryota, Metazoa, Tardigrada, Eutardigrada, Parachela, Macrobiotidae. Gene Ontology annotation, cellular component: membrane.
AUUUUUUAAGAGCCAAACAGUUACAGUAAUCAAUCUAUUCGCAAUUUUAAUUUAGUAAAUAAUUUCGCUAAUGUACUUUCGAAAUUUUAUGUUAAUAUUUUUGCACAAAAGCCACUCAGAAAGUUAUGUACGAUUAUGCAAAAAACAGCGGCAAAAUGGGAAUUAUGCAAUUCAAAUGUCUAAUUUGGCCAGAAUUAUACACUAAAAUCGAAAAUUCGCAAUAGUGCUACCGAUGAUUACAAAAAAGUAACAACUCACUGAACGACAACUGGCAAAAUGAUGGCGUCGGUCGGCUUCCUGGUAUCCUGUCGGGUUGGUUCGGAAACCAGGAGCGCCAUGUAACAGCAGCCGGUUUGACUGCUGUUCUAGUGGGUUGGUUAAUCCACCUUACCACGAUCUGUCGGCUGUUAGUGUGGGAAAGGCUGGCACGGUCGGCAGCGAUGCUGACCGGAAGCUGACUACCGUUUACAUGGUGGCAAUGAUGGGAGAUGCACGAUCAUCCCAUGGCGAUUACGCAACACAACACAAGGUCAUCGCAUGAGUUUAUUAGCAAGUACACUAGCAAGAUUCGGCGAGCAACGCAAGCUGAGGAGCAAGACGCAUAAGCGUUGAGCAAGAAGCGCGGAAGGCGCGUUAGCAAGAUUCGGAGCAAGCUGCAGCAAGACUAAUUUCAAGAUGUUUCUGACCGUGAGAUGCGGUCGGUGAAAGUAGGAAAACUAGGAUUCUGAUCCUCAUAACACAACAACCAAUAAACGGUAGAGAAAGGCAAUUAACACUCCUACUGGCGGUACAUCUAAUUUCUAUCGCUACAAUAUUAUUAUGCCUGAUCAUGACAGCCCUGGUGCGGUGUGCCAAGAAGACGAUCCCCUCCUUCAUCCCGAUCGCAGUACAGGGAGAUUGCGCAAGCAGGAUGUCUAUCUAAUUGGGAUGAUGUUCGUGGUUAACUACUGCAAUUUUGUCUGCUUUUCCUUGAUAGCGCCAUUCUUCCCUAAAGAGGUUGUUACAAAAGGAGGAACACAAGCGCUGGCCUCAUGGAUUUUUGGCUGCUACCAGUUGGUGGUCUUUUUAGUGUGUCCGCAAGUCGGCAAGCAUGUCAGCCACCUGGGAACGACAUUCCUGUUUGUCGCGGGAACAUUCGUAACCGGCACCGCCUGUGCGCUCUUCGGAUUGUUAUCGAUGGUAGAGGAUUUUCAUGCGUUUAUCGCACUGGCUUUUGCCAUCCGCAUCGUCGAGGGCGUCGGGGCCGGUGCCUACCUGACCGCGUCAUUCUGCAUCGCGGCAACUGAAUAUCCAGCUAGAAUGGCUUUUGUACAGGGUCUGCUGGAAACAGCGAGCGGCUUGGGGUUGAGUACCGGACCGACAAUUGGCGGUGCGUUAUAUACCGCGGGCGGCUACUGGAUGCCUUUCGCUGUCGUAGGAAGCAUUCUUGUAAUUACGGGACUGCUCUCUACAUUUGCGUUGCAAAUGCACUCUAGAUCUCGAAAUGAUUCUCGUGCCCACCGGAAGGUAAUCAACCAUGCAUCCGGAUCCCUGUGGGAUCUGCUCAGGAUUCCUGAUGUACUCGUUUCCGGUAUGACAAUUGUCUGCGGUGCUAUGUCCAUUGGAUUCUACGAGCCAUCUCUGGAAUUGCAUAUUGAUAAGUUUCUGAGUUCACCUUUCGAAGUGGGAUUGGUCUUUCUCGCAUCAGCCGGAUCCUACGCUCUAUUUUCGCCUCUGUGGGGCGCAGCGGCGGACCGGAUGAAGCAGCCAAAGAAUCUCAUGAUCUGUGGAAGCUGUAUUGUGUCCACUGCCUUGGUACUCAUGGGACCGGCUCCGUUUCUUGGUGUCAAAACGAAAUUAUGGAUCGUCAUAUUGGCACUCUUGUUACAUGGGAUCGGGGUUGGCGGUCAGCUGGUGCCGCCUCUGCGGGAUAUGUUGACCGCAGCAUUGAGAAACGGUUUCCGAGAUGAUGUGAAUACACACGGUCUGGGAUCGGGAUUAUUUGCGUCCGCAUUCUCAUUAGGCGCUUUUCUCGGUCCGUUAAUUGGUGGUUCGCUAAUUGAUGUGAUAUCCUUUGAGUGGUCGGCCUUUCUGAUCAGCUGUAUAAAUGCAUCUGUAGCAGUGAUACUCCUUAUGAUAGUUUUUCUGCGGCACCGUGCAGCGCAUAAUUGUCAGAGUGCUAAUAAUUUUUAGAUGAGAAUAAUGAUUCGGCCGUUCAUACUGGUUCGGGUUAUGGCUCAAUAACAGCCUGAAUUUUGAAGUGAAUGAUAAAA